Molecule: messenger RNA, 2265 nt
Organism: Agrilus planipennis (emerald ash borer)
Lineage: Eukaryota; Metazoa; Arthropoda; Insecta; Coleoptera; Buprestidae
Exons: 12
Coding region: 94-2265 (723 amino acids)
Biological process (GO): proteolysis
Molecular function (GO): metallodipeptidase activity
Source: RefSeq, a predicted model, not a curated record
AUGUUAUUGACUUUUAUGUGAACGAAAGCUUAUUUAAUGCCUUUUUUAAUUGGAAUAGCUAACAAUAAAAAAGAUAACAAGUUAUAAGGAAUCAUGAAGUCGUCUAAAUACAUCCAAACAAACCUGACGGCAGCAGACAACGACUUCAUGGGUUUCCAACGUCCUAGUGACUCGUUCUCCUCGACAGGGAGAGAAGCUAUUACACUGCACAGACAAACAUCGUUCAGAAAGCAACAUUGCAAUGUUAAAAGUAGCGAAGAGAUGCUUAUUGGCGACAGUUUUGAUAGUCGGCAACAUUUUUCAACAACUGACCUGCACAGGGCACUGAAAUUGAGUCAUGAACAAGAAAUCGAACUUCUGUGUCGUAACAGUCAAUUCUUCAUGGAUCCACCCCAAUACAUAAGAGCUGAAUACGGAAUUAACAGGUCUUGUUGUUCCACGCCGAGAACCGAGAUCGAAGGGCGAAAAGCUUUGCAAUAUAACAUCGAGAGACGUGCAGGUUUCGUCGAUUCGGGAAAGCAACAAGCAACAGCGGUGACGGCUAGAGGGUGUGACCCUCCGGCAAUAUCCGGGGCGAAAUUCCAAAGGAAUGCGUCCCUCCGAAGAAUGCAACACACACCCGAAAUUAUUAACACCCACUUGGGUCAUAAUGCCCUUUUAUACGACAGUUAUCGUGAGGAGAAUUGUUCGGUGAGUGCUUCGACCGACUUUGACAAGGAUUUGCUGGGGACCGAUGAGUACGGCUUCCGAAGGGUGGUUGGGGGACACGCGGGCCCCGGUGGCCACAAGGUCAUGACGAGAACAAGCGACAGCAGCACCAGGGCGAACGGUAAUAACAGCGAAAGGCGGAAGCGGAAACAAGGAGAUGGAAUGGACGCCGCCGAGGCCGACUGCGAUCCAGAGCAAAUAUUCGAACUGAUGGGUAGCCAGCAAAGGGCGGCAACGUGCCACUGUAGCUGCGAUCACGUCUACAACCCUGGCUACAUGUGCCUCCAGGUACGUUUCGUCGAUUCGGGAAAGCAACAAGCAACAGCGGUGACGGCUAGAGGGUGUGACCCUCCGGCAAUAUCCGGGGCGAAAUUCCAAAGGAAUGCGUCCCUCCGAAGAAUGCAACACACACCCGAAAUUAUUAACACCCACUUGGGUCAUAAUGCCCUUUUAUACGACAGUUAUCGUGAGGAGAAUUGUUCGGUGAGUGCUUCGACCGACUUUGACAAGGAUUUGCUGGGGACCGAUGAGUACGGCUUCCGAAGGGUGGUUGGGGGACACGCGGGCCCCGGUGGCCACAAGGUCAUGACGAGAACAAGCGACAGCAGCACCAGGGCGAACGGUAAUAACAGCGAAAGGCGGAAGCGGAAACAAGGAGAUGGAAUGGACGCCGCCGAGGCCGACUGCGAUCCAGAGCAAAUAUUCGAACUGAUGGGUAGCCAGCAAAGGGCGGCAACGUGCCACUGUAGCUGCGAUCACGUCUACAACCCUGGCUACAUGUGCCUCCAGGACGACCGGGUGCCUCCGGCGCCGGACGUGACCCAUGGCAUCGCUCGCUCGUCCACCCCCGGACCAGGAAGCAAACCGGAACCGGCCGGGACACCCCCGUAUUACCGCUCAACCACAGGCAUCUCCAACAGUUCAAGCUCCAACUCCGCCUCAUCAAAGACUGAUCUUUCUAGCCGCCACUGGUGGAUUAUUGCAACUGUACUACUUCUAGCGGCUGCAGCAGGAGUCGGGGUUCCAAUUGCACUCAAAAUAAAAGAAGGCGCUUCAUUGGAAGAACGACUAGAAUUCGCGUCACGGCUAUUGCAAGAAGUUCCUCUAAUAGAUGGCCAUAACGAUCUUCCGUGGAACAUACGAAAGUUUUUACACAAUCGUCUAAAGGAUUUCAAGUUCGGAGAAGAUUUACGAAAUGUCACUCCUUGGUCCAAUAGCGUUUGGAGUCAUACCGAUCUCCCAAGGAUGAGACAAGGUCAUAUCGCUGCACAGUUCUGGGCGGCGUACGUACCUUGCGAUAGUCAAUACAAGGAUGCGGUCCAGUUAACCCUGGAACAAAUCGACGUUAUCAGAAGGCUGACAGAACUCUACCCGCCUCUGACCCUUUGCACGUCGGCGGAAGAAAUAAAAGCAGCAUACGGAAAACACCAAGUGUGCUCGUUAAUCGGAGUUGAGGGUGGACACUCGUUAGCUGGUAGUUUGGCUGUGUUAAGGAUGCUUUACCACGUUGGAGUGCGCUAUCUAACACUAACAUCCACAUGCAACACGCCGUGGUAA